Molecule: messenger RNA, 1011 nt
Organism: Caenorhabditis bovis
Lineage: Eukaryota; Metazoa; Nematoda; Chromadorea; Rhabditida; Rhabditidae
Source: the annotation of a GenBank genome assembly
AUGAAUUCAUUCCGUUCGGUAUUCCAACGAAUCUUUGGAAUUCAAUCAAUUUUUAUCAACACCUUCUUGAUCCUCCUGAUUCGGAAUCGAUCCCCAAGUCAGCUUGGUACCUACAAGUACAUGAUGCUCUACAUCUCGGUCAUUGAAAUAUUUUACACAAUGAUUUGCUGGCCCGCCGAGCCCGUCGUUCAUUUGCGCGGCUCCUCAUUCCUUGUCCUAAUGAGCACAAGGGGCUCCAUCUUCAGUCAUGAAGUUAACAAAUACGUAUUAGCUGUUUAUUGCGGCUUCUACGGCUUCUCGCUGGCCUUAUUUGGGGUUCAUUUCAUCUAUCGGUAUGGCUCAAUUCGACGACGGACCCGUGACCGAUAUUUCGAGAGUCGAUUCGCUAUAAUAUGGUUCUUGAUUCCCGUCGUUUUUUGCCUAAUUUGGACAGUGUCGUGCUUGAUAUUCAUUUCGGAAUCGGACGGGAUGACGAAUUUUAUCAGGAACAGUGUUCUCGAGAACUUUGACUUGUCGAUGAAUGACGUUGUCUACGUUGGUCCCUAUUUUUACCCGCUCGAUGAGAACGGCACCCCAUAUUUGAACUACUCGUCCGUUUGCGGGAUGUCAAUUCUUCUAGCGUUGGUGAUUCCAUCGAUCGCCUGCAUCGUGUACUUUGGCGUUCGGUGCUACUCGAAGAUAUUCGCGUCGGUGAACGUGUCGGGCUACGCGAAACGCCUUCAACUCCAAUUGUUCUACGCGCUCGUGUUUCAGGCCACCGUUCCAGUGCUUCUCAUGUACAUUCCAUUGCUCAUCAUCUUCACCUUGUCGCUGCUCGACGUCGAACUCCCAUUUCUCGCCACCACCUACUCGAUGUUGAUUGCUUUGUAUCCGGCGUUGGACCCGCUUCCUUCGAUCUUCAUCAUUGACAGCUAUCGGGCAGCUUCAAUUGGUGAGCAAUCUAUGUGCAAACGAUUCUACAGGCAUUCAGAACUCUUCAACAAACUUUUUUCACUGUUGAAGUCAAUAUAA